Molecule: messenger RNA, 2814 nt
Organism: Bicyclus anynana (squinting bush brown)
Lineage: Eukaryota; Metazoa; Arthropoda; Insecta; Lepidoptera; Nymphalidae
Gene: Sec15
Product: exocyst complex component 6
Exons: 16
Coding region: 199-2484 (761 amino acids)
Biological process (GO): Golgi to plasma membrane transport; exocytosis; intracellular protein transport
Cellular component (GO): membrane; exocyst
Source: RefSeq, a predicted model, not a curated record
UGACAGGUGACAGCUCUGACAGGCGACAGCCAAACAACAAAUUCAAGAGUUUACUUUCAGUGUUUUGUAAAAUAAUUGUAAAUAUUUCUUUUAUUAUUCUUUUAUUAUGACCUAUAACUAAUAUACAUAACGACGGUUAAAAGUUCUAUAAAGUAAAUAAAGAAUUACUCGUACUAAGUUCCAAAAGAUCUAGCAAAAAUGACAAAUGCAACUAUACAGGAAAUAGAGGGUAUAGAUGACUACUGGGGCCCAGCGUUCAGGUCGGUGUAUGAGGGAGAGGGCGGGCACGAGGCGUUUGUGCAGCAGUUAGACGAGAGAAUACAGCAGCAUGACAAGGAGAUUGAAAAGCUUUGCAAUUUCUAUUAUCAGGGUUUCAUUGACUCCAUCAGAGAGUUACUGCAGGUGAGAUCUCAUGCUGAAGAGUUGCAUGCAGAGAUUUCUAAUGUAGAUGCCAAUGUCAAGGAGUCCACUGAAAGUUUAUGUACAAGAGCUGAGGAGUUAAUAAGAGCGCGACGCGUGGAACUCAACAUAGCGGCAACCAUAGAGAAGAUGGAAUUGUGUUUGCCGCUACUUACUACAUAUUCCAAACUUAAGACCCAAGUUGAGGCUAAAAGAUAUUACCCUGCUCUUAAAACUCUGGAGCAAUUGGAACAUGUGUUACUGCCAAGGGUUGGCCCUUAUAAAUGGUGUGCACAAAUCUCCUCCGACAUACCGAGGCUACGGCAAGCUAUACAGGAUGCUUCAAUGGCAGACCUCAGAGAUUUCUUGGAAAAUAUACGCAAGCUUAGCCCGCAGGUUGGUGCAAUGGCAUUUAAAGAAACCCAAGAAAUGCUCGGAAGAAGUUUGGCCAACAUUGUAAAAAGUAAAAAAGAUGACGUUAUUUCAGUCGCCAGCAGAGAGAACAGCGGUCCGCAAUGCCCCCACGAGCUGGUGGACUUCAGCCCCUUGCACCGCUGCCUCCACAUACACAGCGUGCUCGGAGCUAAGAAUGACUUCGUACAGUAUUACAGAGCCCAGCGAAAACAACAAGCCCGCUUGGUCCUCAUACCAUCGUCAGGCAACCUUCACGACUCCAUCCAGAGCAUGAAGAGCUACCUCAACGCUGUCCUCGGCUUCUUCAUCCUUGAGGAGCAUCUCCUGACGGCGGGAGCUGGUCUGGUGUCCAGAGACUGGUUGCUGGACACAUGGAGCAUGGCGGUGACGAAGGUCGCCUCCACCUUGAGGACUAAUACGUCUCUGAUCACCGACCCAACUCUCAUGCUGAGCAUUAAACAACAGAUUGUGCUGUUUAUAAAUGCACUCAAAUGUUACGGGCUGCCGACGGACCCGCUGCCGCUGCUGCUGCAGGAGAUGGCGGAGCAUUACACGGAGGUGCUGAUGCAGCGCUGGGUCGUGGUGUUCAGGGAUAUAUUGGACAACGCGUCCUUCUUGCCUAUUGAGGUAGAAAACCAGGAGCAAUAUGACGGGGUGAUGGAUCAAUUUCCAUAUGACGGCGAUGAAUUGGAGACACAACCUUUUCCGAGAAAAUUCCCGUUCUCAACGAUAGUGCCAGCGGUGUACGUCCAAGUGAAGGAGUUCAUAUACGCGUGGCUGAAGUACUCGGCCGGGCUCGGCUUGGGCGGCGGGCGGCGCGCGGCGGCGGCCAGGCACUCCGCCUCCCUGCUGCUCAGCCGCUCCUUCACUGGCUGCCUGUCGGCCUUGUUCCGACGGCCCUUGCCGCUCAUGCAGCUGGUGCAGAUUAUAGUGGACACGCAGUACUUGGAGGACGCGACGCUAUAUCUGUACGAAUUUAUAAGCAACAUCACCGGCUCGGAACUCGUUACUACGCAGGCGGCGGGCAGCAUGUUCCAAGCGGCAAGAGACGACGCGGAACAACAAAUCUGUGAAAACCUGGAAAAGAAAGUCGACGAGUUUCUCGACCUUGAAAACUACGAUUGGUUGUUGGUGGAACCCAGCGGGCAAGCCUCUUCAUUCGUCACUGACAUGCUGAGCUAUCUGUCCGGAGUGUUGACGUCGUUGGAACAGUUGCCUACGCGCGCUCGCGUGGCUGCCGUCCGCGCGGCCACCAACCGCAUAGCGAGCCGGCUGCGCAACCUGCUGCUGGACCCGGCGGUGAGGCAGAUAUCGUCGGGCGCGCUGCACCAGCUCGACCUGGACGUGAUCCAGUGCGAGCAGUUCGCGGCCGGCGAGCCCGUGCCAGGCCUCAAGGAGGGCGAGCUGCUGGAACACUUUGCCAGCUUGAGGCAACUCUUGGACCUCAUCACCGGCUGGGACUGGUCCUCCUACCUCCACGACGUGGGCAUCGAAGGCGGCAAGUACGCCCUGGUAACGCCCCGAGACGCGGCGACCUUACUCGAGAAGCUCAAAGAGGCUGAGCAGAAGUCUUCCGUCUUCUCCGUUCUGAAGAAGAACGAAAGAGACAGACGGAAGUUGUUGGACACUGUAUUGAAACAGCUCAAGCAGUUGCAGAAUCAAGAUGGCUGAAUUUAUUAUUAAAAGUAUAAUUAUAUUAGAUGUAUGAACUUAGGCUUAGCCAUGUGACACGUCGAUUCUCUUUCUACAAACGCUGACGCUUCGAAAACUAUCAAAAUGUAUUGGAAUGACAGUUGCGAUCGACAACUUGAUCACGUGACCUGUCGAUAGUGAAUGUCAUUUCCGUAUUCUUUUUUAAUUUUCGAAGCGUUAGCGUUCAUAGAAAGAGAAUCGACGUGCCAUAUAGCUACAGGCUAUGUUCUUUUUAGUAUGUUAUUAUAAAUAUUAUUAUAUUGUAAGUGAAUAUUAUUUAUGAAAUCAAUAUAUUGCAAUUAUUUCACU